CCUGUUGCUUACACUGUGUGUUCACCCGCCGGGUUGGAAAAAGUCGUUGGAGUGUCAACUGUUUGCCGGGUCGUCUUCCUCCCGGUGCGGGUUAGCUAGCUAACAGCUAAGCAAGGUAGCUCCUGUAGGUUAGCUUUAGCCUAGCUAGCAGCGGCUUCUCCUCCUCCUCCUCCUCCUGCCGGGCAGGUGGCUAUCAAACAGCUGGAUACUGCCGAUACUCGUGGUUGUUGCUAAGGUUUUGAUGGCGUUGGCUUGAUGGGGUCCGGGCGUGCAACAAAGUGAUGGUCUAAGGACUCGCCGGUCACAGAGGUGCUAGCGCGUGGAAUGUUGCGCUGGUCAGUGCACCUAGAAGGAGGGCCGCGGCGAGUCAACCAUGCUGCUGUGGCUGUGGGCCACAAAGUGUACUCCUUUGGAGGCUACUGCUCCGGAGAGGACUACGAGACACUCCGUCAGAUUGAUGUGCACAUCUUUAACACAGUGUCUCUGCGCUGGUUGAAGUUGCCUCCAGUGAGGAUGGCAGGCCAUGAGCGGGCCUAUGAGGUGCCAUAUAUGCGUUACGGCCACACAGCUGUGCUGCUGGAUGACUCUAUCUACCUCUGGGGUGGACGCAACGACACAGAGGGGGCCUGCGAUGUGCUUUAUGCCUUCGAUGUCAGCACCCACAGAUGGUUCACGCCCAAGGUUUCGGGGGCUGUUCCAGGGGCAAGGGAUGGCCACUCCGCCAGCGUCCUGAGGAAGGCGAUGUAUAUAUUUGGAGGAUAUGAACAGCUGGCUGACUGCUUCUCCAAUGACAUCCACAAGCUGGACACCAACACCAUGGUCUGGUCCUUAAUAAAUGCAAGAGGCACUCCGGCGCGCUGGAGAGACUUUCACUCAGCCACCAUCAUCGGGACAAAGAUGUUUGUGUUCGGAGGUCGAGCUGACCGAUUUGGUCCCUUCCACUCCGACAACGAGAUCUACUGCAACAAGAUCAAAGUGUUCGACACAGAGGCUAACUGCUGGAUGAGCACCCCUCCAACACAGCCUUCGCCAGACGGACGCAGGAGUCAUUCAGCCUUUUCCUACAAAGGAGAGCUGUACGUAUUUGGAGGAUACAAUGCUCGCCUGGACCAGCACUUCAACGACCUCUGGAAAUUCAACCCAGAAGCCUUUUCCUGGAAGAAAGUAGAGCCGAUAGGGAAAGGCCCCUGCCCGCGGAGACGACAGUGCUGUUGUAUUGUGGGAGAUCGAAUCAUCCUCUUUGGAGGAACAAGUCCCUGUCCAGAGCAAGGAAUGGGGGAUGAAUUUAACCUCAUGGAUCAUUCAGACCUGUAUAUCUUAGACUUCAGCCCUAAUUUGAAGACAUUAUGCAAAAUAGCUGUUCUUCAGUACAGUCUGGAGCAGUCGGGACUCCCACAUGAUCUCAGGUGGGAACUGGCAGCCAUGACCACCAACAGCAACAUCAGCAGGCCCAUCUUCUCCUCCCACGGUUGAUGCUACUGAACCUGAGCUCUGCUUCAGGACGCUGGGCCGUUCUCCUUCUAAUCAACUUGAGACCGGGACUGUUUUUGUAGAGUUUGGAUCUGUGUUGGAUUUAUUUUCCACAUUCUUCAAGUGAAACUCAUUACUGACCAAACUGCCCUGCCUAUGACUUCCUUGGACAACACAAGCUCUCAACAUGUCCAAGGAUAUUUUUACUCUUGAUAAGACGGUGGUUAUGUGAGACAAAAACGCUGACACGUGCUCAUCCUUUCUCUCUUCUUUCUAGCCUCUCUAGAAAAAUCCAAUCAGCCUAUGAUAAUCAUAGACUUCGAAUCUUAAGCACAGGAAGAGAUGAGAACUUCAGCCAAAGGUCUUGAGAGUGAACCUUCUUGUUGACACUCAACUGAGCUCCCAGAAGAAACACAUGUGAACCUUCUGUUCUGAAGAGACUGAGGUGGUUGAGAGUUUUUGUAUCUCGGUCCUAAAACCAUGGAAAAUUACCACGUCUAUUUAUGGCAAAUGUAAUAAUUGUUAGCAGUAUACGGAGGAGCUAACCUGACUACUCCGGUAAAUGCAAGGAGAGAAAAUCAAGUACCACAAUGUCAGGGUAUAACGCUUGUGAAAGGUUGUUUGACUGGUUUUCAAUGCUUGGCUUUUCUUCAUCAUAUCUUGUUAUUGGAUUACACACUCACAGAUUGAAAAUAUAAUGGGAAAGCUCAAAUUGUUGAUGUUUAUUCAGGUUUUUAUUUCAUUGAUCGUAAAAAACAUGGGAAUGGUGGUGGUCCUUUUUAAAAUGUUAUAACACCACACUUUAUUAUUAAAAAAUAAUUACAACUACAAUAAAACGAAAUCAAGAUAUUCAGUAUUUAUUAACAUCUCAACAACAGCUGGACACUGUCGUUUUUUAGUGUUACUCUAACAGGAGUAAAGAGGAAUUUUGGACACUAUUUCGGCAAAUGAAAGUGUAUGUGUGAUUGACUUAAUUUCUUCAUUAUUGUGAAGAAACUUGUCACCCAUUGCAACUCUGUGAAUCAUUUCUGUCUUUUGUUUUCUGUACAAUGUUGAAAGUCUACAGAAUAGGAAAUAGCAAGCUGUGGAUUCACAAACGUUGGUUUUGGUUUUUGUUGACAAUAAGAAAAUGUCGAAUAUCACCAGACUUCACCAUUCUUUUGAAGUCAUUCGCUUUUAGGAUGAAAUGAACAACUUGGCGAUGACAAAUACAGGCAGGAGACAUUUAAGAGAAUAAACACUGCCGUGUCAUUCUUACACUUACCAUGGAUGAUUGUUGUAACAGUAGAAAAGCCCUGAACUUUGCAAAACUAGGAUUAGAACAGGAACCGUGUUGCCACACGCACACAAUCUUGAGCUGCAUCAGUCCUGGUCUCUGGGACAGUGUGUGCUGCUGUUUUCUGUCCUGCCAGAUGUUAACAUUUGAUCUAUCAGUUUUGUCCCCAAUCGGCUCAGUAGAAUCUGACUUGGGUCCCAAACAUCAGGACUGAAUAACGCUGACCUACUUCCUAAUUGUUUACAAAUCUGUGUAUUUCAUGUAAAGCAGUGUGAAACAAUCUUAGAUGCAGGUGGAAGUUGCCACAUAACUGCACUAAAAGCCAAAACUUGGCAUGUCGGGCCUUAAGGAGAGGAGAAAUGUCGAUGCUGCCUCUUGCCUACCCAGACUCCACAGUUUGAGACAUUUGCCAAGUUUGAUUUUUUUAUUUACAGACCAGUGGUGCCAAUGUGACUCAGUGAGUCUCACGCUCUCUGCACUGCAAAUGCACACGGACAUAUCACACACUUGAAAUCCCUUAGUACCCAGGUCACUUGGACUUUACAACAGGUAAUGCAGGAAAACCACAGGGAAUCCAACUGUGUGCCUACACACACAUACACACACACACUUGCAUAAAUUUCCAAUAUAAAUAACUUGUGGUAUACAAAUCAAGCCGUUAUUGUGCCACCAAAUGGCUGUUUUUGAUGUGUGGUGUAGGAGUUAUUUUUAUUUGGGGAGUUUGGUCUUUUUGUUGCUUGAAGAUUGUGGGUGAUGGUAUUUUAAGUCAAGACCCUUUCAGGAAUAUAAUGUGAAGUGAAUGACAAUGUAGACAAUAUGGUCAAAAAUAAAAUAACUGCAUAAAAACAAACUCCUCAGUGGCGCUCACUCAGUAUAUCGGCAUUACAUUUUAAUGGCAGUGAUGUUAAAUGCGGCUUUGGCACCUUCCAGGGCAAAUUUUGUUUCACCAAAAUAAAAGCAUUAAAUUAAAGUGCACAGUUAUUUGCCAAGCAGUAGUAUGUGACCCAGCUGAUGUCAUGCCAAGAAGUGUAUGCUGUGUAGGCCUCACAAUAUGUUGUAGAAUAAUUCGUUACAAUUAAUGCUUUGGAAACGAUCUGAACAAAGUAUGGUGUGUGUUUUGAACCAUUUUACAUCGGUGCAGGCCCCCUGUGCUUGUUUUUUUUUUACUUUAUAUUUUAACUUUUUAAUUUUGAGGGGACUCUGAACUCUGUUGAUGUGGGUCAGGACUUCCUGUGCAAUAUGCUUUAUAACUAUCAAUAAAAAAACAAUUUGAGCUGUUAA
Molecule: messenger RNA, 4027 nt
Organism: Platichthys flesus (European flounder)
Lineage: Eukaryota; Metazoa; Chordata; Actinopteri; Pleuronectiformes; Pleuronectidae
Gene: klhdc3
Product: kelch domain containing 3
Exons: 11
Coding region: 325-1473 (382 amino acids)
Cellular component (GO): cytoplasm
Molecular function (GO): chromatin binding; protein binding
Source: RefSeq, a predicted model, not a curated record